UCCCCAAAAAAAUUGAUAGACUGCACCGAAAAACUCAUCCUUCGCCCGACAACUUUUUUGUUUUAAUUUUUAAUUUUAAGGCCUGUGAAACGCAUGGCCAUAUUUGAUAGGGGGAUCUGAUGAGCUUUGUGGCAACCACUGACAAACCAAACCAACCACUCCAGUCCAGAGAACACUCCCCCAGACUUUCCUUUCUUCCUCUUUUUCAUAUCAGUUAGUCAGUUACUGUUAGAAGCGAGACAUGCAGCUGCUUUUAUCUCUAACUUCACCCCCUACGCCUUGUAAUAAUGCUGCCUCUUGCCUCUCAAUGAAGAGAAACAUAAACCCAGUUCCCAAAAAGCAACAACCACAACAACAACAACAUCAAGUACUGUAUUUCCAUCUCAAGAGCUUGGUUCCACCACUAAUAAUGGCCGCACUUGUAGCCUUAUCUCCUAUCUGCCAUACCCCAGUUUCAUUUGGACAGACCAUAGAUGUACAAAGAGGAGCGUCUUUGUUUCGUCGAGCUUGCAUUGGGUGUCAUGAUGCUGGCGGAAAUAUAAUCCAGCCGGGAGCAACACUUUUUACAAAAGAUCUUCAAAGGAAUGGAGUUGACACUGAAGAGGAGAUAUACCGUGUGACAUACUAUGGCAAGGGAAGAAUGCCUGGCUUUGGAGAGAACUGCACGCCAAGGGGCCAAUGCACAUUUGGAGCCCGUUUGCAGGAAGAAGAGAUCAGGCUUUUGGCCAACUUUGUCAAGUUACAAGCUGAUCAAGGGUGGCCAAAUGUAGAAACUGAAGAAGAUUGACUCCAGCAACUAAAAGCACGAUCUAGAAUCUUAGCCCACAUCGUUCAGAUGUUGAGGAAUGGAUAAUUGGCUUACGACGCAACUUUGUCCUCGUAGCUUGUUAAUCAUAUCUGUAGGGAGAAUAUUUUCUAUAAUUCAUUAUUGUUGGUUUCCUUAUAACUAUUAGGAUAUAGAUAACGUAUCAAUUUUAUAUUAAACAAGGAAUAAUAAAUUGGAAAUUUGUAAAUAGGUAUUAUUUGCUGAACAAGGAAUAAUGAAUUGGAACUUUAUAAAUAUUUAGUAUUCUAGAAAUUUAGUGGUCUUAGCCUAAAGUAAGAGGGUUCGCCUAAUAGGGGUGCAUCAUUGUGAAUAUUUGGUGAUACUGAAGAUCAAAAUAUUAGCAUCCCUUGUGUAAA
Quercus lobata is the source of this 1182-nucleotide messenger RNA. RefSeq names its product Cytochrome c (gene CYTC6A). The coding region runs from base 242 to 787 and encodes 181 amino acids. The transcript has 7 exons. The record is from RefSeq and is a predicted model, not a curated record. Lineage: Eukaryota; Viridiplantae; Streptophyta; Magnoliopsida; Fagales; Fagaceae. Gene Ontology annotation, molecular function: electron transfer activity; iron ion binding; heme binding.